Zingiber officinale is the source of this 579-nucleotide messenger RNA. Its product is annotated as V-type proton ATPase subunit e1-like. NCBI's taxonomy places the organism in Eukaryota, Viridiplantae, Streptophyta, Magnoliopsida, Zingiberales, Zingiberaceae. The record is from RefSeq and is a predicted model, not a curated record. Gene Ontology annotation, cellular component: proton-transporting V-type ATPase, V0 domain. Gene Ontology annotation, biological process: proton transmembrane transport. Bases 139 to 351 code for a protein of 70 amino acids. Gene Ontology annotation, molecular function: proton-transporting ATPase activity, rotational mechanism. The transcript has 3 exons.
CUUCCUCCGGUCCCUGACCUCUUCGGCUGCGACUGCUACCUGAUUGGAAAGACGAUCCAGCCCAUCAGACAAAGAGAAGCAAGGGAUCGACGACUCGGCGGAGCAGGUCGCAGCAUAGCGGAAGAAUCAGAUCUUCUGAUGGGGUUCAUGGCGACGUCGAUCAUCUUCUUUGCGGCGGGGCUCAUUGCCUCGCUUCUCGUCCGCCUCUGCUUCAACCGCGGCGCUUCCACCAAUUUGUUUCACUUAACACUGAUCAUCACUGCGACAGUAUGCUGCUGGAUGAUGUGGGCAAUUGUUUAUCUCGCUCAGCUGAAACCUCUGAUUGUCCCAAUCCUUAGCGAAGCAGAAUGAUGCUCGAGUAGAUGAUAAUACCUCGAGUCUUUUGGUUUGAAGUCAAUAACCACCAUGUUUGAUGUAGUGCAACUCAGCAACCUUAUUGUAAAUUUGUGUACUUCCAUGACGAACCAAAUUGAAUAAUCAAAACUUGAGAUGUGAGAUGCUCUUUCAGACCUCUUUCCUGGUGUUCCAGGCACUGUAAUUUGUUUAAAACUUGAAUAAUACGUGGUAUUGUUUUAGAUA